Messenger RNA from Fusarium subglutinans, 1179 nucleotides. RefSeq lists its product as uncharacterized. The record is from RefSeq and is a predicted model, not a curated record. Bases 1 to 1179 code for a protein of 392 amino acids. The transcript is spliced from 2 exons. NCBI's taxonomy places the organism in Eukaryota, Fungi, Ascomycota, Sordariomycetes, Hypocreales, Nectriaceae.
AUGAAGACCACUUUACUCUCCGCACUGUUUCUUCCCCUUCUCGCACCAUCCGUCAUUGCAGCCAACGAUGACGAUGUGACUUGCCAGACGAAACUUGGCAAGGAAUCAGUCGCAGAUGUCCAGACUGUCACCGUUACCAAGACAGACAGUGUAGCCCCUACGACUACAACUACAAUAAUUCCAACGGUGGUUAAGAAGGCCAACCAAUGGUCAACAAUCACGGUAUUCUCCACCAAGACCUUCACCGUCACUGGCAAAGGUGGCACCGACACUUUCAGCACUACUACCACGCUGUUCAAGGUGGCCACUGUCACAGUGACUGCUACUAGCACUACUACUACUACAAAGACAGGCACAAAGACCUCAACGUCUACUACUCAGAUACCAACUACUGCUGGAUUCAAGUUCAUCUCAGACACUGUGAACUCAAGGUCUUUGAAUGCUCAAAAGCGUGACAAGUUGUUCCAAAAGCCUCAUGGUCGCGCGCUAAUCAAGCCUGGAAUGAAGGCUUUCAAAUUCCCUUCCAAGGUUCAGUGCACCAAACUCCUUCCAAAUGCCAACACAAAGGUUGUCCAAAAGACUGGUACUCCAGUUACCAAGACAGUCGAUAGUAUGCAGACAACCACUAUCGUAAAGACAAUCUCUACUACCACUACCCUCAUUCCCAAAGACGUUUCCGUCACCAAAUCCUUCACCACUUCCAUGAAAGUCACCACCUACUCCACCAAGUGGAAGACAACAACCAAGUCUGCCACUGCAACCAAGACAAAGGUCAUCUCUGGCCCUACCGAGUAUGCAGCCUGCCAAGAAGCAAACAUGUUUGGCCCCAACUUCAACAGUGCAAGCACAGGUUACUACGUCGCCAACGUUCUCAACAAUGGUCCUGGCAUCCCAUCUGAUUUCCAAAUCGUUGCAAAUGGUGCCAGCAGUGCUGAAGAGUGCUGUAGCUCUUGUAUGCAGUUCACUGGCUGCGAGACGUGGAGCUUCCGUGCUGCUAACCGCAACUGUUUCCUUUUGUACCACGCUGGUUCGACGUGCAAGUCGCAGAGCAACCAUCCCAACUACUUCAUGUCCAAGAAGGGCUCUGAUACUGGCGCUGGAUUUAUUGUUGGUAAUGGAAAAUGUGGCUUCACUUAUAGUGGCAACAGCGACGGCUCGGUGUUUGCCGUUGAUCUCUAA